This is a messenger RNA of Diachasmimorpha longicaudata, 2467 nucleotides long. RefSeq names its product odorant receptor 63a-like. Bases 529 to 1704 code for a protein of 391 amino acids. The record is from RefSeq and is a predicted model, not a curated record. Gene Ontology annotation, biological process: detection of chemical stimulus involved in sensory perception of smell; sensory perception of smell. Gene Ontology annotation, molecular function: odorant binding; olfactory receptor activity. NCBI's taxonomy places the organism in Eukaryota, Metazoa, Arthropoda, Insecta, Hymenoptera, Braconidae. Gene Ontology annotation, cellular component: plasma membrane. The transcript is spliced from 11 exons.
AAAUCCCUUGCAACAUAGAGAGAAAAAAAAGUAGAAGCACGUGAGAAUUUCCCAGACAUUUUCAUCUCUCACCCGUGCCAAACCCAUCAAUAAUUACGCAAUUCUGAAUUAAUGAUGAGACCUUUGAGGAGUUACCGUCUUAUGAUGUGAUGCAACUCUUUUUUCACUUCCCUCUCAUGAAAUGUAACGGCAUAUUCCCCUAAGCAAUUUACCUGUCAUCUAAUUCCACAAUCUUUCUCUUCACUCCGGAAAAAUAUCGAAUCUAUGUGUGUUCUAAAGGUGUAUGAGUUGUCCAUAAGGGAAAACUAUUUUAUUACCGCGAGGGGCUGUUUUACGUGGGAAAUUCGGAGUCAACUGGUAAAACGAUUCAAGUCAACUAUCGCAAUCGUCCAGUUUUCGAUGAAUAUCUCGAGAUCUGAGGCAAAUAGCAAAAUUUGAUUUGGACAUAUUUUCGAAAAACUCAGCCGAGGAAUGGGUAGACAACUCGUUUUACCGCUUCUAAAAUUCUAAGGGAACUGCAAACGAACAAUGGAAUUCUGGAAUCAGCGUCAUUAUAGUUGUCUAAAAGUUUUGUCAUGUUUGUUGGGACUGUGGCCAUAUCAGUCCUCAAGGGAGAUUCUUAUUUAUCGAACGGCCGCUGUCGUGUUAUUUAUUCUUCAAACAACACCUCAGAUAUUAGCACUCAAAAGUUAUUAUUACGACUUUCAACUUGUUAUGGAAUCUAUGACUUAUUUCAUGAUUGAAAUUACAUUUAUAGUAAACUUUGUCACAUAUCUCUUCCAAUUCAAUAAGAUGAGAAAUAUGCUGGAUAUGAUUAGGGAAGAUUGGGGCAUAUUUACGGAAGACAAUGGACUGAGAAUACUUCAUACAUAUGCCAGUCAAGGGCAGAAAUUUUCAGUCUUAUACGCAGGCAGCCUUUACGUCUCCGGCGUCUUCACCACGUUAAAACCUCUGCAGCUGAGACUCAUGAAUAUCCUUUUCAAAUCUAACAUCAGUGUUCCGAAAUUUUUCAUACCGAUGGACUACGGCAUGAUAAAUGUCGAUAAAUAUUACUACGGUCUUCUGUGUCUCUCGGAAAUGUCUGUCAGCAUCAUUGUGGUGAUGGUUCUUGCAUAUGAUCUGUUCUUCUUCCUCUGCGCUCAACAUAUUUGCGGACUAUUCACUGCACUAGGGUAUUGUGCACUUUGUGUUGCUGUUGAAAAAAUUCCAACUGAUUGUCAAUUGUUGGUUGAUGGGACAUAUAACUAUCUGAAGACCUGCGUUACAGUUCAUAAACGUAUACUUAGAUUUGUCAAUCUACUGGAUGAAAUUCUUCGUUGGAAUACUUUCAUCUUGUUAGGAUUCACCAUGAUCGAUCUCAGUAUGAUUGAAUUGCAGCUAGCGCUGCAUUUGGACGACAUUGGAGAAGUUCUGAAGAACCUCGUGUUCAUUGGGAGCGUAAUGACGCGUUUCUUUAUCAUAUGCUUUGUGGCUCAACGAGUAACGGAUCACAGCGUUGAUUUCCAGAAUAAUCUAAUCAAUUCGCGAUGGUGCGAUAUCUCUCUGAAGUCUCGACACUUGAUCAAAUUCUUCAUAAUGAGGAGUCAAAGACCUUGUCAAUUGACCACUGGUAAAGUUCUAGUAAUGUCCUUCCAGUUGUUCACAGUGGUGGUAAAGGCAUCGGGCUCGUAUUUUACAAUGCUCCUGGCCAUGCAAGGACAUUGAAAUGAUAAACUCUCAAAAUAUUAUGAUAAUUAUUGAAAUUAAUUAUUACGAUUCUAUCUCAACAUACGUUAAUGAAAUUCACUGGUGUAAUUUAUUCAAUAAUUCGUUGCUCUGAAUUUCAAAUUUGUUUAAAAUUCAUACUAGAGGUACAUCAUCGCCAAUGCAGGGUUUGCCGACCUCAGCACCACGGCCGAUCAUCGGGACCCCGUUGAAUGUUUUUUGAGGAAUCAGCUGAUGAUUUGUCAUAUACAUAUGACCACUAGUUUAUUCCUAGGUCCAUGGACAGUGUCUGGGCGAUGAUCGGUACCGAUUGGGCGCAGAUGGAGCUGAGAAUCCAAGGGACAGCAGAUGAUCGGCAGGUCAUUGAUGUUGAUCAUCGAUUAAGUCCGUGCUGACCUCACCCCAAUGAGUGGCCGUUGUGUACGACCCUACACCGAUCGAGUACCUCCGAAUUCUUCGCCUCCUGGUGAUGUAAUAUCAGUACAUUGUUAAAAAAUCGCUUCUGCCAUGUGGAAAAAAAUUUUGAAAUGUCGUUCAGCUAAUUUUCCCGUUGACCACUACCGGUUUUUUGACAUAUUGAUACUUCCAUGAAAUUUUACACAUGACAAGUUGUCUGCGAGGUCACUACACUGUACCCCUGGAACGAAAUUUUCUCCCUGUCUGAUUUUUUAUGACUCUGAUACUCCGCCCGUCCCAAUAUCGAUUGCUAUAUCGCUCCCAUGAGAAAAACUGAGACACAGAAAAUGAAAAUAAAGUGUAAUAG